Molecule: messenger RNA, 1630 nt
Organism: Glycine soja
Lineage: Eukaryota; Viridiplantae; Streptophyta; Magnoliopsida; Fabales; Fabaceae
Exons: 6
Coding region: 132-1133 (333 amino acids)
Molecular function (GO): nucleic acid binding
Source: RefSeq, a predicted model, not a curated record
AGGAGGGGGCAACUCGCCAACUCCCGUGGAUGGAACAAAUCUGAAGCCGAAGUGCAGACUAGGAUACUUCAAAUUUUUGUAAUUGGGAACCCUAAACCCCCAAAGCCUUUGACUUUGUUCAAUCCUUCGACAUGAGUAUGACCCAAUUCGCCAUGGUUGAGGAGUUGGCUUUUCUUGUCAAGGACAAUCUUCCUUGCAAGCAUUUAGUUCUCACAAUGGAAGAAGCACUGGUUAACUUUCUUCAGGAUGAUGACACUAGUUCAGAUGGAAUCUUGGAAUUGGAGCCAAUGAACUCUUACAACCGUCUUUUAUUGCAUCGCCUUGCUGAGAUAUUUGGGUUUGCACAUGAAUCGGUUGGUGAAGGAGAUGAUCGCCAUUUGAUUCUGGAAAGAUGUCCAGAUACGUCCAUACCUCCAAUCCUUGUUAGUGAUAUCCUAUGGAAGUAUGAUGAACCACAAUCUUUGGUUACAUCCCACCAAAUAUUAAGGAGAAGUGUAGCCUCUCCAGAUUCUUGUUCUGUUUUGUGGGCCUUAAUUCGUGUGCUGCAUAUUUUAGUCUCGCAGAAAAACACAGCAUCCCUUUCACAGUCACUGGAGGAGAGAAAAGCUGCUUAUUUAAUUGCCCGUGAGCGAAUUUUCUCUAUGAAGUUGGAAGAGGUAAAAGAGCCUGGUGAACAAAAGCCGCGGAGUGUGCCUGUGGUUGCCCGCAGAAUGAUUGCCCAUGCCCUCGGUCAAAGAAUCCAUACAAAGAAUCAGAAUGACUUGGCUAGUGAUAGUAUGAAGGAUGGAGUCCUCACAGAUGAAUUGAGUGCACAAGAUAAGAAUCAGGAAGGGUCCACUCUCAAGAAAGUUUCUGAAGAGUCUUCACACCUAAGAGGGAAUUCAAACAACAGAAUAAGAAACAACAGUUCUAAUGCAGCCACACUUAAUAAAAGGAAGGAUCAAACAACAGUUGACAAAGAUUUGCCACAAUUCUCUGCAGAAAGAAAACAAGGGCUAAGUGUAAGUAAAGACUACAUGAAAAAGGAGCACUUGGGAGCUGCAAAGAGAAUGUUUGCUCAUGCUUUAGGAGUGCAUUCUGGGAAGGAUGGUUCUGUUCCUAGAAGUAGAAGUGGAGAAAUAAAGAAGAAUUAGAUGAAAAGGUUGUGAAAUAUUUAAAUCAGAAGGGCAUUCUGUUGCUCCAAAUGGACCUGGAUAGGUGCUCCCCAAGUCUCAAUCAAGAGCACAAAGGUGAGAGAUGAGCAUGCUUUACUCAGGAGAUUCAUGCAAAAGACUAUCGUAGUAUAGUGUUGGUUGCUUAGUUCUCUCUGAUUGUACUGGAGAAUUUCCAAGCAGCCAAGUGAAAGGGCAUAUUGAAAAAACUAUCCAGAAUCAAGUUUCACCUGUUUUGGAGUGAACAGGUUAUGGUGUUUUGGCCCCUCAUCUAUAUGUUGUUGUAAGAUAUGGUAGUUCCAGAUUCAUUUUACUGUGUUUAGUUUAUUCUGUCAAAGUGAUGGUUUUCGUUAUGGCUGUUCCCAGGGGAUGAUUUCCCCUAUCAUAGCGGGUGUUAUGUAUAUAAUAUUUAAAAUCUCAAAUUUCUUGUGUCAUGUUUAGAAAUUCCAAAUUUCUUCCUCGUUUCCCUUCUAUUGUUA